This is a messenger RNA of Nothoprocta perdicaria, 1073 nucleotides long. Its product is annotated as heparan-sulfate 6-O-sulfotransferase 1. The transcript is spliced from 2 exons. Gene Ontology annotation, molecular function: heparan sulfate 6-sulfotransferase activity. The record is from RefSeq and is a predicted model, not a curated record. Gene Ontology annotation, cellular component: membrane. The coding region runs from base 111 to 719 and encodes 202 amino acids. NCBI's taxonomy places the organism in Eukaryota, Metazoa, Chordata, Aves, Tinamiformes, Tinamidae.
CCCUUGCACGGAAGUUUUACUACAUCACCCUGCUGAGAGACCCCGUAUCUCGUUACCUCAGCGAAUGGCGUCACGUCCAACGAGGAGCUACUUGGAAGACCUCCUUGCACAUGUGUGACGGCAGRACCCCAACGCCCGAAGAGCUGCCGUCGUGCUACGAGGGCACGGACUGGUCGGGCUGCACGCUGCAGGAGUUCAUGGAUUGCCCGUAUAACUUGGCCAACAACCGCCAGGUGAGGAUGUUGGCCGACUUGAGCUUGGUGGGCUGCUACAACAUGUCUUUCAUCCCGGAGAACAAGCGAGCGCAGAUCCUGCUGGAGAGCGCAAAAAAGAACCUCAAAGACAUGGCCUUCUUCGGCCUCACAGAGUUCCAGAGAAAGACUCAGUACCUCUUUGAGAGAACUUUUAACCUGAAAUUCAUCCGGCCCUUUAUGCAGUACAACAGCACGCGGGCCGGCGGCGUGGAGGUGGACAACGACACCAUCCGGCGCAUCGAGGAGCUCAAUGACUUGGACAUGCAGCUCUAUGACUAUGCAAAGGACCUCUUCCAGCAGCGCUACCAGUACAAGCGGCAGCUGGAGAGGAUGGAGCAGAGGAUAAAGAAUCGGGAAGAGAGGCUUCUUCACCGGUCCAAUGAAGCACUUCCCAAGGAAGAGACCGAGGAGCAAGGACGCUUGCCCACUGAGGACUACAUGAGCCAUAUUAUAGAGAAGUGGUAGCCUAGGCAGACUUUUAUAUUAAUGAGAUUCUAGGGUUUCCAUAUAAGAGAUCGUGGAAGUAAAAUUAAAAAAAAAAAAAAAAAAAAACCACAACAAAAAGUAUUUUAUUUAAAAGCAAGUCUGUAAAACAGAAGAUAGAUUGCUUCCUGAAGCAUAGGACCUUUUUACUGUUUCUUACAAGACCAAUGAGAUUCUUAAAAAAAUAAAUAAAUGCAUAAAAAUAGAAAAGGGUCAACGUUAUGAUGCAGAAGUGAAAAAUGCACAAAUGCAGUUAACCACUCUUAAGGCCAAAUACAAAAGAACAUUUCCUAUCCUCCCGAUUCAGACAUAAGUGACAGAAGUAGGAUUCUUUUU